AUUGGCUUUGGGCGUAAUGCGCACCACCGCCUCUGUAGUCGGACCAUAUAUAAUGUACACCUCCAGCUUUUGGAGUUCUGUCUGAGAGAGACUCUCUUCUGUACUCGCUCGCUGUGUUUGGUUUCUGGAUUUGGAAGCCAUGACUGACGGUCAUCUCUUCAACAAUAUCUCCUUCGGAGGCCGAGGAGGCACUAAUCCGGGCCAGCUUAAAAUAUAUUCUGGGGGCAUUUUGUGGAAGAAACAAGGUGGUGGUAAAGCAGUUGAAGUUGAUAAAGCUGACAUUGUAGGGGUAACAUGGAUGAAGGUCCCAAGAACAAAUCAACUUGGUGUUCGGAUCAAAGAUGGGUUGUACUACAAGUUCUCUGGAUUUCGUGACCAGGAUGUCUCUAGUUUAUCCACUUAUUUUCAAAGUACUUGUGGAUUUACUCCAGAGGAGAAGCAGCUUUCUGUAAGUGGCCGUAACUGGGGUGAAGUUGAUUUAAGUGGGAAUAUGCUGACAUUUUUGGUUGGUGCCAAGCAAGCAUUUGAGGUAUCUUUGGCAGAUGUCUCACAAACACAACUUCAGGGGAAAAAUGAUGUUAUCUUGGAGUUUCACGUGGAUGAUACAACAGGAGCAAAUGAGAAAGAUUCGUUGAUGGAGAUAAGUUUUCACAUACCUAACUCCAACACUCAAUUUGUUGGUGAUGAAAACCGACCUCCUGCCCAGGUAUUUCGUGACAAAAUUAUGUCAAUGGCGGAUGUUGGUGCUGGUGGUGAAGAAGCUGUUGUUACAUUUGAGGGUAUUGCUAUCCUCACACCUAGGGGGCGCUACAGUGUGGAACUUCAUCUGUCAUUCUUGCGGUUGCAGGGACAAGCAAAUGACUUCAAAAUUCAGUAUAGCAGUGUUGUUCGCCUGUUUUUACUUCCCAAGUCUAACCAGCCAUUUACUUUCGUUGUUGUUACUCUUGAUCCUCCAAUCCGUAAAGGGCAAACUUUGUAUCCACAUAUUGUUUUGCAGUUUGAAACUGAAACUAUAGUUCAGAGCGACCUAUCAAUGAGUGAGGAUCUCUUGAAUACCAAAUAUAAGGACAAGUUGGAACCAUCUUAUAAGGGACUCAUUCAUGAGGUAUUCACCACAGUAUUGCGUGGUUUAUCUGGCGCUAAAGUUACAAAACCAGGAAAGUUCCGUAGUUGUCAAGAUGGAUAUGCUGUUAAAUCAUCACUAAAAGCUGAAGAUGGAGUUCUCUAUCCCCUUGAGAAGAGCUUCUUUUUUCUACCUAAGCCUCCUACCCUUAUUCUUCACGAGGAGAUUGACUAUGUGGAAUUUGAAAGGCAUGCUGCUGGUGGCUCAAAUAUGCAUUACUUCGAUCUUCUUAUUAGACUUAAAACGGAGCAAGAACAUCUUUUUCGAAACAUUCAGAGGAAUGAGUACCAUAAUCUUUUUGACUUCAUGAGUGGAAAAGGUUUGAAGAUCAUGAAUUUGGGAGAUAUUCGAACCACAGAUGGCGUGGCAUCUGUUCUUCAUGAUGAGGAUGAUGAUGCUGUUGAUCCACAUCUUGUUCGUGUUAAGAAUGAAGCUGGCGAUGAUGAGAGUGAUGAAGAGGAUGAAGAUUUCGUUGCCGAAAAAGAUGAUUCAGGUUCUCCGACUGAUGAUUCUGGGGAAGAUGAUUCUGAUGCUAGUGAUAGUGGAGGAGAGAAAGAGAAGCCCGUAAAAAAGGAUACAAAAAAAGAACCUUCAUCUUCCAAGGCAUCUUCUUCCAAGAAGAAAUCUAAAGACGGGGAUGAAGAUGGGCCGAAGAAGAAAAAACAGAAGAAGAAAAAGGAUCCAAAUGCACCAAAAAGAGCAAUGUCUGGCUUCAUGUUCUUCUCACAGAUGGAAAGGGAGAAUGUGAAGAAAACCAACCCCGGAAUUUCCUUUACCGAAGUGGGAAGAGUUUUAGGAGAUAAAUGGAAAAAGAUGUCAGUGGAGGAGAAGGAACCCUUUGAAGCCAAGGCUCGCCAAGAUAAAAAACGCUACAAGGACGAAAUUAGUGGAUACAAGAACCCACAACCAAUGAAGGUAGACUCGGGGAAUGAAUCAGACACCGAAUAGAAUCCAUUACCCUACCUUUUGAUCAAGUCUUAUAUUCCAAAUGGGUCGGUCCCCCAUUUUGGGUUUAAACAAUUGAUUAAAUGUAUUUAUACACUAUUUUUCGGUUAAUAUCUUAAAAAGAUUACUAAGUUAAUUCCCUUUCCUCCCUUGCUUAUGGUCAUCUUUUCUAAGAAACAUAUCGUUGGAAGUUACUUAAAAGCGUCGCAGGCACUUGGUGUUUUGUUUAGUUUGUUAUUAGCAUUUGGGACCUAAAGAAAUUAGAUGAUAAAUAUAUUUGCAGCGUACUAUCAAA
Messenger RNA from Humulus lupulus (European hop), 2363 nucleotides. Its product is annotated as FACT complex subunit SSRP1. Gene Ontology annotation, molecular function: nucleosome binding; histone binding; DNA binding. NCBI's taxonomy places the organism in Eukaryota, Viridiplantae, Streptophyta, Magnoliopsida, Rosales, Cannabaceae. The record is from RefSeq and is a predicted model, not a curated record. The transcript is spliced from 16 exons. The coding region runs from base 140 to 2071 and encodes 643 amino acids. Gene Ontology annotation, cellular component: nucleus; FACT complex.